UACGAGAGCUUGAAGUGUUCGGUUUGUUUCGCUUUUUUUGUCCACUGGAAUUUAUACAGUGAAAUCUGAUAAAUCCCUGCCAAUGGUUUCACCAGUGCUACGCUAAAUGAAUCAUCCAGCCAGCAACUCUCGUACCGAAGUGCACAGCAAACCACGGUUUUAGUGGCCCUCCCCAGCAAACGGGAGCAAGCUGGGAGAAUCCGAAACAGUACACAUCUUGGAGCAUUUUCUUGCAGUGCCACCACAAUAAUGGACGGUCAUAUCAACAUCGAUCAUAAUCAUCAGCCUGUGGCCGGGGCGAACGAUGCGGCAGAUGGGCGAGGUACGCGGAAGCGUUGGCAAAAGAUGCAACCGGACGCCAACAGUUCCCCACAUCCAUCUUAUGGGACAACCGACUCCAUCCCGCAAGUGACAAUACGCGAUAGCAGCAGCCGAGGGAGGGCUGGUCCAUCCAGGGGUGGCCCGCCGGGCAGUUCAAGGCAACAGCAGCAGGGGCAGCAACAGCAGCAACAGCAGGAAGCGGAACAGUUUAACGAUGAGGAAGGACUGAAAUACGGAGCGCAACAUGUGAUAAAACUGUUCGUUCCAGUAACCUUGUGCAUGAUGGUCGUAGUAGCCACAAUUAGCUCGAUCAACUUUUAUACCAUCAAAGAUGUGUAUUUAGUUUACACACCCUUUCACGAACUCACGGAUGAUACAGGGACGAAAAUUUGGAAUGCCCUUGCAAACUCCCUCAUCCUGAUGACGGUGAUCGUAAUCAUGACGAUACUGCUGAUCGUCCUGUACAAGCACCGCUGCUACAAGGUGAUCCACGGCUGGUUGAUCGUGUCGUCGUUGCUGUUGCUGUUUUUAUUCAGCGGCCUGUACCUGUUUGAAAUCCUGCGCGCGUACAACAUACCGAUGGACUGGUUUACGGCCGGGCUGCUGGUGUGGAACUUUGGCGUCGUUGGCAUGAUCUCGAUCCACUGGCAGGGCCCGUUACGGUUGCAGCAGGGCUAUCUCAUUUUUGUAGCCGCGCUGAUGGCGCUAGUUUUUAUCAAGUAUCUUCCAGAAUGGACUACAUGGGCAGUCCUAGCUGUGAUAUCGAUUUGGGAUUUAAUUGCAGUACUUACUCCUAAAGGACCGCUAAGGAUAUUGGUUGAAACGGCACAAGAGAGAAACGAACAGAUUUUUCCAGCCCUCAUCUAUUCAUCCACAAUUAUGUACUCAUAUCUUGGUACCCAUACGGACCCCGAACGAUCCGCUCCAUUGUCGGGUGAGCGGACCAUUGGCACGGGAAGUGGCAGUAGAAUGGCCGGAGGGUACGGAGCGGUCAACAAUCUCGGGCCGGCGCAACCAGGCGCAGCCGUAGAAGGUACGCCACUGGUUACCUUUCGCAAUGAUAGAACGCAUGAUUUACAAAUGGAUCAAUCGGCUGGUUUCACGCAAGACUGGGCUGCCACGGCCAACCAAAGAGUCACUCGGCGACAAAUCGAGGUGCAGGCAAACAUUGCGAGUAAUCCGUCCAGACCCGAGUACCGCACGGUGACAGCGGAAACGAAUCGUCCCGGGGGUGACCAGCAGCAGGGUGCUGCAUUGUACGAACAGGCAGAAGAAAGAGGAAUCAAAUUGGGGCUCGGUGAUUUUAUCUUCUACUCCGUGCUGGUCGGUAAAGCUUCAAGCUAUGGAGAUUGGAACACGACCAUUGCGUGUUUCGUUGCAAUUCUUGUGGGACUCUGUCUGACAUUGCUGCUGCUGGCCAUUUUCCGCAAAGCGCUGCCAGCCCUGCCGAUCUCGAUCUUUUUCGGCCUAAUCUUUUGCUUCGUCACCAGCGUGAUCGUGAAACCGUUUACGGAAGCGCUUGCGUUGGAGCAGGUGUUCAUUUAGUUAAUGUAACCAGGGAAUGCCGGACAGGAGCACAUUGGGUUACGCUGUUAGCCCGUUUUGGACACACCGUGUCAUGCAGCAUAUCUAGAAUGUUUAUUUAAUAUCAUCAUAUUUUAAUGUACGGCGGAAGACGCUAACUCACAAA
Molecule: messenger RNA, 2011 nt
Organism: Anopheles coustani
Lineage: Eukaryota; Metazoa; Arthropoda; Insecta; Diptera; Culicidae
Gene: Psn
Product: presenilin homolog
Exons: 8
Coding region: 250-1866 (538 amino acids)
Biological process (GO): calcium ion transport; amyloid-beta metabolic process; membrane protein ectodomain proteolysis
Cellular component (GO): cell cortex; mitochondrial inner membrane; growth cone
Molecular function (GO): aspartic endopeptidase activity, intramembrane cleaving
Source: RefSeq, a predicted model, not a curated record